AUGCCCCCUAGGGGCCAGGUGGAAUGGCGGCAUUGGCUCAAGCACAAAGACCUCUAUGGCCCUCUCAGCUCCGUCACUGCCUUGGGUCAGACUAUCGUCGUCAUUCACGACAAGCAAGCAGCGCUGGAACUCAUGGAAAAGCGGGCAGUAUCUCAUUCUGGAAGGCCGAGCGCAACUUUCGCCAUGGAAAUGAAGCAGAAGUUGGAAGAUUUAUGCAUGGUGGCUUCGAUGCUUCUCAAGAUGAUCUAUGGCUACCGUGUUGAGAAAGACAAGCCCGACCCUCUGGUCGAGAUAAACGAUCUACUGGUAGACAUCUUCGCCUCAGCGACCGUGCCCGGAGCGUGGCUCGUUGACACUGUUCCAUGGUUCAAACAUGUCCCCGGCUGGAUGCCCGGGACCAAUUUCAAAGAUGUGGCGCGCAAGGCACAGCUGGUGGUCACUGCGGCUGCUAGAAUACCAUUUAGGUUCGCAAAGCAGCAAGAGGAGACGAAUGGCACAACAAAGCGAAACCCUUGCUUGGUAAGCGAGAUCCUGCGCACGACCCAAGAUGCGAAGAUCAUCAGCGAUGAAGAUAUCCAGUGGACAGCUGCAUCUCUGUAUGGCGCCGGCGUCGAUACGACAGGGUCAACACUUCGGACCUUCUUCCUGGCCAUGUCGAAGUGCCCGGACGUGCAGAAGAGGUCCCAGCAAGAGAUUGACAAGGUCGUGGGCGCUGAAAGGCUUCCGGGCCAGGGAGAUCGUGCCAGCCUCCCAUACAUCAACGCGGUGGUCAAGGAAUGCCUCCGUUGGCUACCAUCGGUUCCGUUAGGCAUCCCCCACGCCGCGGAGGCUGAUGACGAGCUACACGGCUUCCGCAUCCCUAAGGGCGCCAUUCUGAUGCCUUCGACAUGGUGGUUCACGCGUGAUCCAUCGGUGUACCACGACCCAGAGAAAUUCUUGCCUGAGAGGUACCUCGCCCCCUUCGAGGAGCCGGAUCCGGCUAGCUUCGUGUUUGGCUUUGGCCGUCGUAUAUGUCCUGGAAGGCGCCUUGCUGAGGCGACUGUCUUCUUGACGAUUGCAAAGGUUCUCGCCGUAUUUAAUAUAAGCAAGGCUCUGGAUGAUGUUGGGCGGGAGGUCGAGCCGGAGAUUGGUGUUGGGCCCGGCGCGGUCGCCUCACCUCUUCCCUUUUCUGUUGUCGUUGAGCCGCGGAGCGGGGCUGCUGCUCAACUGGUCUGCUCAAUUCAGGCAGAACAUCAAUCAGAGGAGGGCGACGCAAAGCAUCUUGACGAGGACGUGUCUCACUUGUUCCAUUAG
Messenger RNA from Diaporthe amygdali, 1293 nucleotides. RefSeq names its product Cytochrome P450 oxidoreductase OrdA-like protein. The record is from RefSeq and is a predicted model, not a curated record. Bases 1 to 1293 code for a protein of 430 amino acids. Gene Ontology annotation, molecular function: heme binding; monooxygenase activity; oxidoreductase activity, acting on paired donors, with incorporation or reduction of molecular oxygen. NCBI's taxonomy places the organism in Eukaryota, Fungi, Ascomycota, Sordariomycetes, Diaporthales, Diaporthaceae. The transcript is spliced from 3 exons.